AUGUUGUAAAACUAUGUCUCGAACACAACACGAUACUAGUACAUAUAACAGUUGGGAUAGGGAUAAAUGAGUUAGGUCGUGUUAGUAAAAGACAUCAUGAAAAAUCAAUUGUGUGCUAUGAAGAUUGUAUUAGCAACAUUUAGGUGUAGAUCUUGAAAGAACUAUUGGAAGAGCCAUAAUUUGCAUUUAGCAUGAAGAGGGAGAUUCUGAUUCAUAUGAAUCUCAAUCACAAGAAUGUCGUUAAAUUGUAUGAGACCUUUGAAGAUGACACCUUUCUUUAUUUGGUUUUGGAGUACUGUAACCAAGGCACGUUGAGCUCCCAGAAAGCGAUGUUUGUAGAGAAUAAUAUCUUCGAUUGUUUUCAUCAGAUACUGGAUGGAAUAGAUUACCUCCACAACAAUAACAUCAUCCAUAGAGACAUUUAAGUAUUUAUAUAAAGGUACAAAAGCCUGACAAUAUCUUAAUUGAUAAUGGAGUGUACAAGAUUUGUGAUUUCGGAAGUGCGAUAUAACUGAAUUUUGAUUAGCUUUAUAUUUCAGAAAAGUUGGGCAACAUGGGUUAUGCUGCUCCAGAACUGUUGUCCAAUCAAGAUUAUGAUCAUAAAGUAGAUGUGUGGUCUUUGGGAGUAGUCAUUUAUGUAAAAAGAGAUUUAUUAUUAUAGGAAUUAUUACAUUAAGAUAAACCACAAUAAGAAGUUUAAGUGAAUGAAAGAUUGAAUGAGGAUUUGUAGAUUUUGUUGUAUGCUAUGCUUACGAAGCCUUUCCAAUAAAGGCCCAGUUGUAAGUAAGUGUAUUUGUGCAAAUGGUUUAAGAAGAUGAUGAAAUAAUUGAAAUUGUUCAAUAAGUAUGAACAUGAGCAAUUGAAAACUAAGCAUCUUAAUAAGUAAAUUCAAAUAAAGACGUUAUAAAAUUGGUAGGCUUUGUUAUAAUUAUGAUUAGUUGUUUUGAUUUAAAAUAAGCAGCAGUGUCACAAACCAGCAGUCUUACUUAAAGUGAUUCUACUACUGCUCCUAUGAUUCCCAAUUCUAUUUAAAAUUCGACUGACUCGCUUCAUGACUCUAUUCCCAUUGUUGAAUCCCCAGCCAAUCCAUAGAUGUGA
This is a messenger RNA of Paramecium octaurelia, 1098 nucleotides long. The record is from the annotation of a GenBank genome assembly. NCBI's taxonomy places the organism in Eukaryota, Ciliophora, Oligohymenophorea, Peniculida, Parameciidae.